GAGGUACCCGCACUACUUAAACCUACAGCUAAGAUUAGUCGUAUGGUUCGGAGUGCAAGAAUUUUCAACCUGUCUCAAAUAUAUUUACUUACACAUGAUGGUGAUACACCUCGCGAUAUGUCAUUUGGAGGGUAUGUAUUUGAUACGAAGGAUAGGAAAUUAGAUUCAUCAAUACCUCCUACCUUAGAGCGUAAGCGGUCUGGAACAGUUGUGUCCGCAUAUGAUGGACUCUAUUAUCUUGAAGCUACAUCGUCUUUAAUUACAGAUCCAGAUCCAUCCUUUGAGAAGUAUGAUCCUGUUAAGAAGGCUUGGCAGCAACUGCCUCCAUUUCCAUUUUCUAAUGACCUUCCUACGAAUGUAAUGGGUUAUGCUGUAUGUUAUGGAGUUAUUUUGUAUUCAUUUUGGGACCUAAAAAAAGACUUCGGCCUUGCUGCUUUUCACGUGGGUAGAGGGGAUUGGAAUCGAGUGAAAGUUGACUCUUCUGCUUAUGCUCCUUUCCGAGGGAGGGCCAUAGUUGUAGGCGAAUAUAUCUAUGCCUUACAUGUGUUUGAGAAGAACGAGAUUAUAGGAUUCUCCUUGAGGAUGGACAAAGAUGAGGAUGGCGGUGUUGCAUAUUCACUAAGCAAUGUGUUGACAUUGCGCGGCCUGGAAAUUGCAAAUCCGCCAUUGCCGUUUUAUGAGUACAAGUCAGACUAUUUGAUUCAUUUGGGGAACCAGGACUUAUUACAUGUUAAGACUGGCUGUAUCGAAGAACAUUGCAAUGUUCAACAUCUUUGUAUCGCCACGUUUCAAAUUGUUGUUAGAGAAGUAGGAUGGCAUAUGAUCCAGACCUUACAUUCAAGUGUUCUUCGUGCGGAUAUCGAGGGCCGUGAUUGGUUCUUCAUUAAUUUCGGCUUCACUCCGGAGUGUGGGGAUUAUGAACCCACAAAAAGGGAUUAUGAGCACGUAGAAAGGCAUAGUGCAGCUAGCGUGAACCCACCAAAACAAGAAGAUGACACACUGCAUGAAUAGGAAACCAAACCAACUCUAGAUGAGAAUUUGUUGAUGUGGGAGUUGACGCAUAGUGAGCUUCAUACUCGCCAGUUGGCAAAGAAAGAAGCCAACAAGAGAAAAGCCUCCAUGAAGCAGGAAAAAACUGCCAGGAACAAGGGAUUGGCUUCCUUUAUACGAGAAAUAUCCCCCAUGCAGCAUGGAAAAGGCAAACAGAAGAAACCCAAGAAGGACCACAAACCGAAAACUUGGCGGAAGGACGGUUUUUAAGAAUCAAGCUAAAUUUUUGAAGGUUGUUUUUUUGGGGUUUAGAAGUAGAGAGCUUUUGGAGAUUGUGGAGUGCCUCCUCGACACAAACAAAGCAGAACUAUGAAUGGAUUCCUACGGAAUGAACCCGUGUUACUGUA
This is a messenger RNA of Prunus dulcis (almond), 1397 nucleotides long. RefSeq lists its product as uncharacterized. The coding region runs from base 43 to 1011 and encodes 322 amino acids. The transcript has 3 exons. NCBI's taxonomy places the organism in Eukaryota, Viridiplantae, Streptophyta, Magnoliopsida, Rosales, Rosaceae. The record is from RefSeq and is a predicted model, not a curated record.